Molecule: messenger RNA, 1429 nt
Organism: Epinephelus moara (kelp grouper)
Lineage: Eukaryota; Metazoa; Chordata; Actinopteri; Perciformes; Serranidae
Gene: mtrfr
Product: mitochondrial translation release factor in rescue
Exons: 2
Coding region: 201-710 (169 amino acids)
Biological process (GO): translational termination
Cellular component (GO): mitochondrion
Molecular function (GO): translation release factor activity
Source: RefSeq, a predicted model, not a curated record
GCCUUCCGAUUGGCUGACUGAUUACAGAAACGUAGAAGAAGAGAAGACCUGAACAUAAACACCACAUGUAACCUCGCGGACAGGAAACAUAAAAGCCUGUUUACAUGGAUAGAAGUUAUAAGUAAAAUACUUAAUAUUCUCGUCGUGGUGACGUAAAACGUGACGCAGCGCUGUCAGUCACUUUGUAUGUUGAUUUAAAGAUGUCGCGGCUCCUCCCGUCCAUCAGCUGUUUGUACAGUGUGUCCUGUCGGCUCUUAUGGAGAGGCUCUCCCAGUGACUCUCCUCUGCUGAGGCCGCUCCCACCUGGACUGACAUGUGUUUUUGCGGCUGGUAAAAAAGACCUGAUAGACCUUCCUGUCCUGAACGAGGACGAGCUUGAUGAGCAGUUCGUGAGAGGAUCUGGACCCGGAGGACAGGCCACCAACAAAACCAGCAACUGUGUGGUGCUGAAGCACAUCCCAACUGGGACUGUUGUAAAGUGCCAUCAAACCAGAUCUGUGGACAUAAAUCGAAAGCGUGCUCGGGAGAUCAUGAGAGAAAAACUUGAUGUUGUAUAUAAAGGAGAACUCAGUGAAGUUCUUGUAAAGAAGAAAGAGUCUGAGCUGAGGAAACAAGAGAAGAGGAGGAAGGCUAAUGAGAAUCUGGAGAGAAAAAGACUGUUUAAAGCAGCGCUGGCUGCAGACUCUAAACCUGGAAAUGACACUGUUUAAAAUGUUUGUGUGGAAUAUCGAAUGAAUACUUGAAAUGUUCUGUACUUUAUGCCAACAAAGACUGAAUAACAAAAAUUGGAAAGGUAAUGUCAACAGUCCUAAAUCCAAUUAGCUUUUUAUGUUUUUAGAAGUUGCAAUACACAAGACAUCACAUAGUUUAAUACAAGACAGGGAGAUUUUGGGGAAAAAAAGAGAAAAUAAAUAAAAUAUAGUCAAAAAUGUUUGAUGUGUAGUGCAUCUUUCAAUGCAUGAAGCAGUGUUCUCAAAAAAAAAAGUCAUUGGGAUUUAUGCUUCAAGUAAAAGCUGCAGUAUGCAAUCUUUACUUGUAUGUGUAAUUUAACACGUUUCUCUAAUAUUAGCAUUUGAUGAAAUAAUUUCCCCUCUCUCAUUUCCUGUAAUUUGUUAGUAUUGCUUUAUGUUGUAGGUUUUUAAUUCUGAAUGUGUCCACACUCAAAAACAUCACAGCUGCAGCACUUAUGUUUUUAGCUGGAUAAUUUUGUAGCAUAACAUUUAACCUAAUUUAUCACUCGACUUCAGCAAAAGCUGUCUAACCUAAACCUCUUGGACUAAUCAAAAAAGACUUGACCUGUCUUGCUUGGUGCCCUUCGAUCUAUGCCACUGUCAGCUGUUGCUAAUUGAAGCCUACUCCCAAGACCCAAGACAGUAAAAAUAAAUGUUUUUCUCCUUAAAGUAAAAUACAGAACUGACAUUUGUAUUAA